GUUUAAUACACUUAAAUCAAAUCAAAUCAAAUCAAAUAAACUCAUAUAAAUAUACUACAUAAGAUGUCCGCUCAAACCGUUUUCGUUUCUGGUGCCAAUGGGUACAUUGCUCAACAUACCGUUGUCCAAUUAUUAAAGAAAGGUUAUAAUGUUGUUGGUCAAGUUAGACUGGCUGCCAAAGGUGAUGCUUUAGCUAAGGAUUUAAAGAACUCUCAUUUUUCAUAUGAAGUUGUUGAAGUCCUUGAACAAGAAGGUGCCUUUGAUGAAGCUUUAACCAAACAUCCUGAAGUUACUGUAUUCUUACAUACUGCUUCUCCAGCUACAUUUUCAGCUGAAGAUAAUGAAAGAGAUGUAAUAAUUCCUGCUGUUAAUGGUACUAAGAAUGUUCUCAAAUCUAUUAAGAAAGUUGCUCCUCAAAUCAAGAAAGUUGUUGUUACUAGUUCUGCUGUUGCUGCUGGUAGCUUGGCCCAAUUGGAAGAUCCUAAAUUUGUCGGAGGUGAAGAUACUUGGAAUCCAAUAACUUACGAAGAAGCUGUUAAGGGAGAUCCAGUUGCUGCUUACCAAGGUUCUAAGAAGUUUGCUGAAUUAGCUGCUUGGGACUUUGUUAAAGCUGAGAAGCCAAACUUUAAAUUGACUACUGUCUUACCUGUUUAUGUUUUUGGACCUCAAGCAUUUAGAUCUGGAUUGAAGAGUUUAAAUCUCACUGCUCAAGUUAUUAUAGAUGUCUUUAAGUUGAAGAAGAAUGAUUCUAUUCCAGCCUUAGAGAGUUUAUUCGCCGACGUUCGUGAUGUUGCUUAUUCUCAUAUUGCUGCAUUUGAAAACGAAUCUGCCGAAGGAAAAAGAUUGCUUGUUGUUUCCGGUAGAUUCAAUUAUCAAAAUGUUGUUGAUAUUGUUAGAAAGAAUUUUGUAUAUAUUCCUGGUCAAUUACCAGUAGGUACUCCAGCCUCAAAAGACAUAUUUGAUCAUUAUAAAAAAUUAAAUGAUUCUAAUGCUAGAGAAGUUGUUGGUAUUGAGUAUAUUCCCUUUGAGAAGACAAUCAUCGAUCAAAUAAAGCAGUACUUAGUUGAGAUAUACCGAUUAUUAUAA
Messenger RNA from Scheffersomyces amazonensis, 1086 nucleotides. Its product is annotated as protein induced by osmotic stress. The coding region runs from base 64 to 1086 and encodes 340 amino acids. The record is from RefSeq and is a predicted model, not a curated record. Lineage: Eukaryota; Fungi; Ascomycota; Pichiomycetes; Serinales; Debaryomycetaceae. Gene Ontology annotation, molecular function: oxidoreductase activity, acting on the CH-OH group of donors, NAD or NADP as acceptor. The transcript has a single exon.